This is a messenger RNA of Xenopus laevis (African clawed frog), 1784 nucleotides long. RefSeq lists its product as uncharacterized. The transcript has 3 exons. Bases 145 to 798 code for a protein of 217 amino acids. The record is from RefSeq and is a predicted model, not a curated record. NCBI's taxonomy places the organism in Eukaryota, Metazoa, Chordata, Amphibia, Anura, Pipidae.
AGAUUCGUAGGUUUUGCUUCGUCUUGGAAACCCCAGCACUGAACUUCCUCUCUUUGCUUGUGCAUAAAAAGCUGCCGAAGCUCAGAGCUGCCUGAUAUACACUUCCACACCCUGACUCAAUUCAGUCUCCGCUCUGCUUCCACCAUGACCACUGUCUCUCUACCGGUGAAUUCUUCAGACCUUGAAAGCCAGAAAGAUUCAUUGAGGAGGUGCCGGUGUCUAGACCACUGCCUGGUCAUAUCAGUGGUGCUCAUCAUGAUGACUUUAGGAUCCUUUGGUGUCUUUUACAUCAGCUGGAAGAGACCAAUAGCAGAUAACAGAAAUGUAAAGACAAGCCAAGCCCAUCUUGUGCCAACCAAUACUGCUCUGGAGACCAACACGUGGACUUGGUUUGCUGACGGUGUGGACACUGUGCAUGUGGGACAACAUUUUGCUGUUUCAAGUGAUAAUACAGAGAUUGUAAUACACAGGACGAGCCUCUACUAUAUCUACUCCCAGAUAUCUGUGAUAUGCCGUAUCACAAACGGGUGUGAGAAGGAUACCACCACUUCUCUGAACGUUAUAAAGAAUGGAGAUGAAAGUAGCCCCAUCCUGACUCUCAACAUGACGCUGGAGAACACUCACAAAUCACAAAAGUUUUCUGGGACCACACAGUUGCUCUUCAAAGGAGAAAGGCUCAGCACCAAACUCUGGACUGACAACAACGACGUGUCCUGGGAACUUAGCGAUAAGAACGACAACUAUUUAGGACUCUUCUUGGUAACCGAUACUAAUGAUAUCCACAUAUCCAGUGAGUAAAAUCUAAUAGAGAUCUGCCCUUGAACAAUGGACUUUAUCUCCAUGCAAACAGCACUACAGGACCAAUUCUACAUCUUUAUAUACAUUAUUAUGUUCUACUACAAAUGGGAUGAAGGAUUCUCAGGCAACGUGUAUUGGGAUAACAGGUUCUCAGCCAAUAUGAAUUCAGAUCAAGGGAUCUUGACGUGAGUUUGGUUGAGGGGGUUUCAGCCAACAUGAACUGAUAUUAUUGGUUUUGGGUUGACCAGUUCUCACCACUUUGUGCUCUAAAGUUGGUCAUACCCUGCUUGUCUUUGUAACUCUAGUCUUUUAUCACUGUGUGAUAUUAGUAAUACACCUGCUGGCAGAGGUUUUCUCUAGUAUCUAGAAUAGAAACCUCAUAGAAUAAAAAAAAGUUCUCUGCCUGUGGGUUGGAACCAUGGGGGGGGGGCAUUGUACUCUUUGGUUAAAUUAAAAAUAAGGCUGAUGUGGGAUAAUCUGGAAUUCUCUAAAAAGUAUUGUCUUUGUUAUCCCCUCCUCCCCUGUCUGUCUGUUCCUUGUAGAUUCAUUCUGUAUAUUUCACUGUCUCCAAUGAACCCUCCUCCUCUAUCUAUUCCACUCCGUCCUUUACAACCCUUUAUAUUACUCUUUAUAGGUCUUCUAUUAGAUCCCCCUUCAUUUCUAUUAAAGUCAUUUAAUUUCCUUUUUCACUUGGUGUUGGUUUCUCUGUCUUUCCCUUUACCUCCCCAUUUUUUCAUACAAUAACUCUCCCUUUUUCUUAUAAAGUCCUCUCAUCUCAUUUCUUCUCUUUGCUCCCCUUUCCAAUCCCCUUUUAACCUUUCUCUGCCGUUUAGAGGAGUAAUUCUGCAUCUAUGUGUGCAAUGCACAUCUAUAUAUUUUGUAGUUCUUGUUAUAUUUACUAUUUAUUUUGUUGGGUUGUAUUUAUUAAAUGAAGCUCUGCCAUAUUAUAUUUAUUUAUUACAUAUGUAUUAAAUUAUUAACAUUUA